GAAGACAGAGGACAAUUUCCUAUCCAUAAAAAAAGGAAAUUAUCUAUUGCUAUUAGUACGAGAAUAGGAAAUUGGCUUAUUGUAUAGCCACAACCUAUUUAGUAUAAAUAUGGUGCUAAAGUUUUGGAAAAGUUUAGCACAAAAGAAUAAGAAAAUUCUAAUACAUUAAGGUUAUAAAGUUUCUUGUAAGAAAGAAUAACGCUUAACAGGGCUAAGAAAAAAACACAAGAAAACACUUCUUGUUUCUCAAAAUGGCCACAAUGCUAAUAAACCACAUGCUUUUCCUUACGUCGUUGUUAAUAGUCGUGUUUCCAGUAGCAAACGCGAUUCCAGCCAGAGACAUUGACAAGUUAUGCAAAGAGACAACUGAUGUGCCCUUCUGCCUCAAAUACCUUGGGACAGAUCCACGUAUACCAGCCGCACGUGACCUCACUGACGUGCUUUUAAUUGCGAUAACGCAGUCAAAAAUGCAAGUGGAUGACGCAACCACUCAUAUUGAUAGAGUCCGUCGAAAGUUCAAUGGUCCUCAUGGGAGGAGACGGAUCGAGGUUUGCAAGACGAAUUACGGAAUUGCUUCGGCAAGGUUUCACACAGCUUGGGAACUUGGACUUCAAAAAUCGUUUUGGGACGUGGAAAAACUGGCAAGGAUUGGCACCAACGCUGUGAUCGACUGCGAAAACGUAUGGAGAAGGGAUGGUCCGAUACAAACGUCUCCUCUCACUUUCUAUAACAUGAAUGUUUUCAAGCUUUCUGGAAUCAUUCUUCUUAUUUUCAACAAGCUUGUGACCUAAUUGUACCGGAAUUUCAUGGCCACGACACAAGUGACCUUUUGUGAAAAGGACGUUUCGUUUGUGAAAGUAUGCCAAAUUCAUUAACGUUCUCUCGUAAAAGUCUUCACUCUCUACUGAAGUUUGUUACUCCUUUUAUUCCAAAUUAUAAGUUUUUUUUUGGUUCUAAACACACAUUUUAAGAUUUGUUUUUAUUAUUAAAAAAACUAUCAUUUAAGAUUUCUAAUGCUAUAGUCACUCUUGUUCACUCCUAAAGUCUAUGUCGAUGUUUGUUAUAUAUAUAUGUUCCUCCAAGAUAUAUAUGCGCCAAAGCCUUGGACAAUUAAAGACUCAAAUAAGAAUCGCUGAUUUCAGUCGGAGACUCAUAUUCCCUCC
Molecule: messenger RNA, 1163 nt
Organism: Arabidopsis thaliana (thale cress)
Lineage: Eukaryota; Viridiplantae; Streptophyta; Magnoliopsida; Brassicales; Brassicaceae
Gene: PMEI5
Product: Plant invertase/pectin methylesterase inhibitor superfamily protein
Exons: 2
Coding region: 252-791 (179 amino acids)
Cellular component (GO): apoplast
Molecular function (GO): pectinesterase inhibitor activity; enzyme inhibitor activity
Source: RefSeq, marked reviewed